CUCGCUUGACGUCAAAGAUCACAUGACCGCCGAUAGUCACAUGAUUGCUUAGUCGGAAUCGGCGAGGAACUGAAAAUCAAAACGUCGGCGAUCUGGGAUGCUGGCGUUGGAUGUCCCUGCUAACAGUGGACGGAAGAAGGUCUGGCGUGCAUCUUCAGCUGAUCCCUGAGAGCAUGGAGCUACGGUUUUGUAACCCAUAAUCAGGAUGCUUCUGGGACUGAUGCUGCUCCUUCUGACCAAAACACUCUCCAUCCUCACUUCACCACACACCUAUUUACCAAGGAUUCCACGACAUCCCACCUGUUAAAGGAGACCCAGCAGUGCUCUGUACUCUCAAAUACCACCGUAUAUUGGUUAUUGUAGCGAGGGCGUGACUUUAAAGAACCACUCCAAUCACUGUCAGGGAAGGGUGGUACCUCAACCCAACAGUGGGUGUACUGGGAAGAGGCGUGAUUGAGGACUGAACUCUGUCGGUCAGGCUUGUCACCCACUGAGUGCUGUCUGGGGUAAUGUCCCGGCCAGACAUAGGCAUCAACAGCGAGGAUGCCGGUGAAAGGGCCUGGCUUCUACAGAGCCCCAACGUGGACACAGCGCCCCCUCAAGGUGCGGAGGAGGGCCGGCGUGAGGGCACCUCACCUGUGAGUGCCGUCUUCAUCGUGGUCAAUGCCGCGCUGGGGGCCGGCCUGCUCAACUUCCCUGCUGCUUUCAACCUCGCUGGGGGCGUCACGUCCGGAGUUUCACUACAGAUGUGCAUGCUGGUCUUCAUCAUCGGCGGCCUGGUCGUACUGGCGUAUUGCUCCCAGGUCAGCAAUGAAAUCACCUACCAGGAGGUGGUGCGGGCAGUGUGCGGCCGCGUGACGGGGGUCAUCUGUGAGGUGGCCAUUGCCGUUUACACCUUCGGCACCUGCAUCGCCUUCCUCAUCAUCAUCGGAGACCAGCUGGACAAGCUAAUCGCUGCAGUGGCCCAGGAGACUGACAGGACUGUCAACAGCACUUGGUACACUGACCGCAAAUUUACCAUCUUCCUAACGUCUGUGCUGAUCAUCCUGCCCCUCUCGAUCCCCAAGGAGAUCGGCUUCCAGAAGUACGCCAGUGCCGUGAGUGUCAUUGGCACCUGGUAUGUCACUGUCAUCAUCAUCAUAAGGUACAUAUGGCCAGACGAAGAGGUGUCCCCUGGUUACAUCCCCGUCAGACCCUCCUCCUGGACCGCAGUAUUCAACGCCAUGCCUACCAUCUGUUUUGGAUUCCAGUGUCAUGUGAGCAGUGUCCCGGUAUACAACAGUAUGAGGAAGCGGGAGAUCCGGUCGUGGGGCUGGGUGGUGACCUUGGCGAUGGUCAUCUGCCUCUUUGUCUACACUGGCACAGGAGUCUGUGGCUUCCUGUCCUUUGGCUCCAGCGUCAGCCAGGACGUGCUGAUGUCCUACCCAUCCAACGACAUCGCCGUGGCUGUGGCCAGGUUCUUCAUCGUCAUCUGCGUCGUCACGUCGUAUCCCAUCCUGCACUUCUGCGGCAGGGCGGUGCUGGAGGGCCUGUGGCUCCGGUUCCGCGGCGAGUCCAUGGAGGUGGACGUGGUGAGGGAGCGACGUCGCCGGGUGGUACAGACCGUUCUCUGGUUCUGCCUCACCCUGCUCUUGGCCCUCUUCAUCCCUGACAUUGGUCGUGUCAUUUCCCUCAUUGGAGGCCUGGCUGCCUGCUUCAUCUUCGUCUUCCCUGGCUUGUGUCUGAUCCAGGCUAAGCUAUCCGAGAUUCAAGAGGUUAAACCAGCAAGCUGGUGGGCCAUGGUGUCUUACGGUAUCUUCAUGGUCACUGUCGGUGCUUUCAUCUUUGGCCAGACAACCACUAAUGCCAUCUUUCGAGACCUCAUCCACCACUCUGGCAGCAACUAGACAGAGUCAAAGAAGCCGCCCAUACACUCAUACAGUCUUAUAUGUCACACAUCUGCCUCUGAGACCCCCCCCCCCCCCACCAGCUGUGAGCCUUCCUUGAACCCCCCGACCUUUCUGCGCUUCAUGGAUGGCCCCUCCCACAUUCUGCCUGACCACUACCCUAGAAAGAAGCAAAUUCAGAACAGGACUGAUGUUACUACAGCAGCUAAUCCUGAUGAUGUCACUUCCUGUCAGUGGGUGUUUACUAUCUGUCGGGAUUCUUGGGGCCAGAAAUUGGCUCAGUCUGCCCAAAGAGCACAAGAUAUAUGUUAUAGUCAUGCAUCAAAUUAUGCUGUCCUCUUGAAAGAGAAUUGACUUGAUUGUUUUGAAAAGGCUUCCCACACUGGAGCUGUAAUGACCACAGAUCUUCAUGGCAGUGAAGAGAAUGAAAUAUAAUUUAUAUAUUGUUUUUUGGAUCAGAAAUGACCUCAUUAAGUAUUCAUAAAUUAUUUGAUCUACUUAGUAUCUGAGCUUGUUUUUCAUGUUUACAUGUUACCACCUAAUGCUCGGGCAGGCCUGCGGUUUUCCUCAGGGGUUAUAGAGUUGGCAUUAAGUCAUUUUGACCUUAGGUGCAGUCUAGCUGGAGUAACCAGAGUGUUUUCACUACCGCCAGCAUGGGGCGUGAGUGUGCCGCACAUGCAGGGCAUGGUGCUAUGAUCAUGAGAUCAAAGACUGUUCAUUUUGUAAUAAGCAAGUUAGAAUCAGACUGCAAUGUAACCUAAGUCAGAAAUGCGUCCUCAGUUUGUUGUUGCCAGAGCAUCAAGGAUCAUAUUAACUGAUGCAUAUUAUAGAUACACCUUCCGUUUCCUAUAAGUAUACCGUUAUGAAUUUAAAGACAAUGUGUCAACGUGUUUUCUGUUGAGAGAUUUUGAUCAGGUGAUAAUUGGCAGCUCUUGCGUUUGGGCUAAGUAAUAAAAAGGGAUUUUAUUAAUACGUUUUAAGGUUCCAGAUUUACAAAAAUAAAAAUAAUUAGGAAUUUAAGUAAAUCCUGUUUUGGGGCCAUGAAUGUAAUUAUAUUCCUUACAUUUUUUUUUUUACUAAGAGUUUAGCUUUCUUGCCUUCAUUGUUGCUGGUGUUUGGCAUUCCUGGAUCAUUUCGCUUAAACCAAGUCUUAAGUGUCACAAUUUCGAGUAAGAUUCCCGAACUUAUGGUACCUUGUGUAGUCCACCCAAAGAUUCUACCCAAAACUGACACAUCUGUUGGAUAAAUCUUGCAAUUCAGUGUAAUUCUUAAUAUGAAACCAGUUAAAUUGUUUCACUGCAAUAUUUCUGCCCUACAUCGUUCAACUGCGAGAAGACUGGUCUCCUUAAUGAGCACAACAGAGGUUUCAGGAAAAGUAAUGUAUCUUAAAAGGUACCAUGGAUCGUGCUUGAAUAUAAUACAUGUGAGUGCUGGGCAGAGUGGAGGCUGAACCUCUGCGUUCUUCCCAGCGGAUCUCUGGGGUUCAUCAGGGGCGUCGUCUUGUUCAUACUCUGUUCAAUGCUUGCAUGGACUGGGAGUUGGGCAGGGUUGUAGGGUUCACUGGCUGUGGGGCAUCUAUUGGUGAUGAAAGAUUAACUGAAAUUGACUUUGCCGACGAUGCUGUCAUCUUCGCGGUGUCGAUGGAGGUUCUGAUCGGGGCUGUCGAGAGACUGAGCAAGGAGUGUCAGUGUCUGGGCUUGCGAGUGUCCUGGAUGGAAACCAAGAUCCUAGCUUUUAAUGACCUCUUGGGCACUGCCAUCAGCAGUGUGUCUGUCUGCAGAGAGAAUGUCGACCAUGUUGAGAGGUUUACUUACCUCGACAGCGACAUUUAUAUCUCUGGUGACUCUUCCUAUGAAGUCAAUAGAUGGAUUGGGAGAGCAUGGGGGGGGUCAUGAGGUCACUGGAAAGGGGUGUGUGGCACUCCUGAUAUCUUUGUGAGAGGAUGAAGGUCCAAGGCUUUAGAGUCCUGGUGCUCCCUGUCUUGCUGUACGGCUGUGAGACAUAGACAUUAUCAAAUGAGCUGAGACGAAGACUGGACUCCUUUGCUACUCUGUCUCUUUGGAGAAUCCUUGGUUACCGCUGGUUUGACUUUGUGUUGAACAAGCGGUUGCUUGGGAGUCCCAACUGAGACACAUUUAUUGCAUUUUGAGGGAGCGUCAGUUAUGGCACUAUGGCCAUGUGGCGCGUUUUCCUGAGUGUGACCCGACUCACAGGAUCGUCGUUGCUGAGGACCCAAGCGGCUGGACCAGGCCAAGGGGACGCCCACGUAACACCUGGCCGCGGCACACAAAUGGCCAUUUCUGGAGGGUGGGACUGGACCCUGUGUCAGCCUGGGAGGUCGUGUGGUGGGUGCAGCAACACGGUGUACCAGUGCAUGCUUCCCAACCUGACCUCACCUCACCUGGGUGAGGACAAUAAUAAGGCAUUCAUGAUUUUUGUACUUUCAUGGUUUGUUCAGUAUCAGCGUGUGGUUACACAUGUGUUACUGGAAUCAUUUUCAAAAUGUUGAUUGUAUUUGUAUGGCCCAAUAAAGGAACAGGCCUAA
Paramormyrops kingsleyae is the source of this 4431-nucleotide messenger RNA. RefSeq names its product solute carrier family 38 member 7 (gene slc38a7). Gene Ontology annotation, biological process: amino acid transmembrane transport. The record is from RefSeq and is a predicted model, not a curated record. NCBI's taxonomy places the organism in Eukaryota, Metazoa, Chordata, Actinopteri, Osteoglossiformes, Mormyridae. Gene Ontology annotation, molecular function: L-glutamine transmembrane transporter activity; L-asparagine transmembrane transporter activity. Gene Ontology annotation, cellular component: membrane.